This is a messenger RNA of Microtus ochrogaster (prairie vole), 381 nucleotides long. RefSeq names its product lymphocyte antigen 6 family member G6C (gene Ly6g6c). NCBI's taxonomy places the organism in Eukaryota, Metazoa, Chordata, Mammalia, Rodentia, Cricetidae. The record is from RefSeq and is a predicted model, not a curated record. Gene Ontology annotation, cellular component: protein-containing complex; external side of plasma membrane.
AUGAAACACCUGCUGCUGGUCACCCUGUCUGCCCUGUUCUGCUGCUGGGUCUCAGCUGACACUAGAUGUCACUCCUGCUACAAGGUCCCCGUGCUGGGCUGUGUGGAUCGCCAGUCCUGUCGUCUGGAGCCAGGCCAAAAAUGCCUGACGACAAACGUGUACCUUGGAAAGAUGUGGGUUUUCUCUAACCUGCGCUGCGGCACACCGGAGGAGCCCUGUCGAGAGGCUUUCAACCAAACCAACCACAAGCUGGGCCUGAACUACAACACCACCUGCUGUGACCAGGACAACUGCAACAGCCCGGCUCCCAGGCCCACACCUGCGCUGGCCCUGGUCACCCUCGCCUCCGUGGCUGGCCUUGGCCUCUGGCUAUUGCACUGA